UUGUGGCUUUUUAAUUGUUAUGAAUUUUUCUGCAAAACAUGGCCCAAAUUAGGUCCCUCUGCCAACUUUUAUGUAUAUUGUUCGUUAAAGGUGGAAUAUUCAUACCCAAAACUAGACGGUAACGGUGAAGGUGGUUUACCCGAGGAGUGGACACAUUUGCCAUCAUUAGCAUUGCCUGAUGGGGCACAUAAUAACGAUAGUGGUAGUCUAAUUGGAGCUACAUGCGCUAUCUAUUUAGAUACCAUCUUCUUCAUCCUGCCGUCUAGAGAACAUUCAGGUGAAGCCAUCUUUGGAAUCUCAUGUUAUCGACAGAUUGCUGCUGAAGAACUUGUUGCAAAAACGAGUGAUGUUACGAGAAGCACCGUACAGAAGAGUGUAUGUGUGCUGUCACGAGCACCAUUGUUUGGAGCUUUGAGAGCCAAGCUUGAGGUCAUUACCCGAGCGUAUUUUGCAGAGAGGGACUUCGCGAAGGUUGAGGUGCUCUCGCAAAUGUACACGAAUUUGUGCGAAAUGUUCGAUAGCGAUGUCAUCGAUGAACAGGCAGCAAGCAUAGAUAUCUCCGUUCAAGAAUUAUUUCUUUGCUUUCGGCAUCGUGCCCUACUGCUUUUCAAGCUUCUUUUGCUAGAGAAGAAGGUACGAGAGAUUUUCCCUAGAUUUUUUGCGUCUCAUCUCUAUGUUGUUCAGGUUGUUUUCAACAUAUCCCCUGCACAACUUCUUGGAUCUACAAUGGUUGCUCUCGUAUCAUUAUACCCAAGUUCGUUUCAUCCGUAAUU
Molecule: messenger RNA, 773 nt
Organism: Cylicostephanus goldi
Lineage: Eukaryota; Metazoa; Nematoda; Chromadorea; Rhabditida; Strongylidae
Source: the annotation of a GenBank genome assembly